Phragmites australis (common reed) is the source of this 1050-nucleotide messenger RNA. RefSeq names its product 4-coumarate--CoA ligase-like 3. The transcript has a single exon. NCBI's taxonomy places the organism in Eukaryota, Viridiplantae, Streptophyta, Magnoliopsida, Poales, Poaceae. The record is from RefSeq and is a predicted model, not a curated record. The coding region runs from base 1 to 1050 and encodes 349 amino acids. Gene Ontology annotation, molecular function: CoA-ligase activity.
AUGGAGCCCCUCCAGCCCGCCCACCAUGAGCACCCGCCGGCCGGGGCCGGCGACGCGGCGGCCUUCGUGCUCUCCUGCUUGCCCCAACCCGACACCGCGGCCGGCGAUGCUGCCGCCUUCGUCGACGCCGCCACGGGCGGUAGCCUCUCUUUCGUCGCCCUCCGCCGGGCCGCUCUCUCCCUCGCCUCCGGCCUCCGUCUCGGCCUCGGCCUCCAGCGCGGGGACGCCGUUCUGAUCCUCUCGCCCAACUCGCUCCUGCUCCCGCAAAUAGUUCUCGGCGUCCUCGCGGCCGGUGGAGUGGUGGCCACCGCCGACCCGGACGCCACGGCCGCCGAGAUAGCCGCUGCGGCGCACAGCUCGGGCGCGGUGAUUAUUGUUGCCACGCAGGAGGUGGUUAGCAAGGUCGCCGGCAUCGGCGUACCGCUGCUGCUGACGUCGCGAUCGCUGGAUCCCCGGACGCUCUCGGCAGAGGAGCUGAUCGACGGUAGUGACCCAACGGCGCUGGCUGACCUUAAGGUGGCCGCGGAGCGGCCACGCCCGUCAGACGUAGCUUUCGUGGCCUGCUCGUCGGCGAGCAGGACGGUGGCGAUGACGCACGCCGAACUCGUCGCCGCCUUGACUGAAGCUGGCUUGCCGGGCGAGGACCGGGUUUGCCUGGCGUCUCUUCCGAUCUGCAGCGCCCACGGCUUGCCGCUGGUCGCCCUCGGGCUUCCUGCUGCCGGAGUGACCACGGUGCUCAUGUCGCUGUCAUCUGAUCCACGGGCUGCGAGCGAGGCGGUGGCCGCGCACAUCGCCACCGACGUCGUGGCAACGCCUGAGGUAGCAGUAGCGCUUGCAGCACCCAUAGCACAAGAUGGGAAGCUCUCCAUGCUAAGGAGGGUGACCGUGGCGCCGGUGCCACUCGCUCCGGAGGCACGGCAGGACUUCCACAGGAGGCUGCCGUGGGUCGAGCUGAUGGAAACGGAGCCAGCUUCAGAGCAGGUGCAGGUGGCUCAUGCAGAGAUGGGAGCUCGGGUGCUCACACAACCCGACGCUGCAGUGAUACAGUAA